Messenger RNA from Paramecium tetraurelia, 1488 nucleotides. RefSeq lists its product as uncharacterized. Gene Ontology annotation, biological process: regulation of cytokinesis; protein phosphorylation; mitotic spindle organization. Lineage: Eukaryota; Ciliophora; Oligohymenophorea; Peniculida; Parameciidae. Gene Ontology annotation, cellular component: spindle midzone; spindle microtubule; spindle pole centrosome. The transcript has 3 exons. Gene Ontology annotation, molecular function: protein kinase activity; ATP binding. The record is from RefSeq and is a predicted model, not a curated record.
AUGUAAAGAAAAAUAGAAUGCUAUAAUAAAGGACUUUUUACGUCAAUGACUCAAUUUGAACUCAAAUAGAGAUCUAACGGUAAGACUAGUUUAGGAACUGGAUCUUUUGGAACUGUUAAUCUGGUACAACAUGUCAAAUCAUAAUCACUCUAUGCCAUAAAAUCAAUUUAACAAAGCAAUAUCUAAACUCCAUAUGAGUAGGAAGGAGUGGAAAGGGAAAUUAAAGUCCAUUUAAAGUGCCAUCAUCCAAAUAUCGUAAAUUUGUAUGAUAGUUUCAUUGAACAUGGAAACGUAUAUAUGGUGUUGGAAUAUGCUGAAAAUGGAAACCUCUACAAUUACGUAUAAAGGAGAAAAAGAUUAGAUGAAAAAGAAGCCUGCAAGUACUUUAUUUAAACCUGCAAAGCAUUGCAAUAUCUUCAUGAAAUAAAUGUAUUCCAUAGAGAUAUCAAACCUGAGAAUUUGUUGUUGGAUAGCAAUAACGACAUCAAAUUAUGUGAUUUCGGAUGGUGCGCAGAGAACAUUCAUCUUAAAAGAAAGACCUUCUGUGGAACCUACGAGUACAUGGCUCCUGAAAUUGUCUCAGACUUGCCCUAUGACUAUAAGAUAGACAUCUGGUCAGUUGGAGUAUUGCUUUAUGAAUUGUUGCAUGGGUAUGCUCCAUUUAAGGGGAAGGAAUACAAGGAAAUAGCAGCAAAUAUAAAGACCGGCUUAAUACGCUAUUCCAGUUCAAUCAAUGCAGAUGCCCAAGAACUAAUAAAGAAUAUCUUAUAAAAAGAACCAUCUUAGAGAUUAUCCUUCAAAGAUAUUUAUCAAUCUCCAUUUGUUCAGAGAUGCUAUCCAUAAUAAGGAUGUAAUAUUAUAUCGUUAUCUCCAAGGUCUAGUUUUUCAGUUGAUUAAAAUUCAAUCUAAAAAUAUCAAUCUCCUUUGAUAAGUCACAAAUAAUAACCAAUUGGUAGAUUAAAUCAAACAAAUGGGAAUAAUUUGAACAACUCUUCAUCUUUGAGUAUCAAAUCUCCUAAUAUAUCAAAAACAAGAGUUGAUUCAAAGAAACAAUCAAAUAUAUUUGAUGAUAUCAAAAAGAAAAUCAUUUAUGAAUAGACCAGUCCUUUAAGGGAUGCGACAAACAUGCAUAAAAGAAAUUAGGCUAGUUUAACCAAUUUAAUCAAGAAUUCUAAUACAAAAAUUACAUAGAUAAAAAGUCCUUAACCAAAAAAGAUCUAAUUGAGUAAAUACUGUUCAAAAUCAAGAAACUUUGAUGAAAAUGGAACUCUCAAGCUUUUAGAUUAAUUUAAAUCAAUGCCAUCGUUUACAAUAGAGGAUCAAUAGCAUACUUUCGAAGAGGAAAACAGAUUAAAUUUAAAGACUGAUAGAGUUAUCAAAGUGUAAAAUAAGGAUUGUGUUUCUAGAUUCAAAAAAGAAUCUCAUUAGUCUUAAGAUUUAGAUAAGAUACUAAAAAUGUAUCUAAGUAUGUGCAGCAGUAGACAAUGA